AACCAUAUCCAAACUCAAACAUUCUUUUCUUGUCCAUUUUUUCCUAAUAAAACUAAACCCUCUUUCACUAAACACACACACAGUGUAACUAACUCUGUGUUUUGUCUCAAUAAGCCUCUCCCUCGUAUCCCCAUCAGCUUUUCUCUUAUCUUCUUCUGGUCCUCACCUCUCUCUCUCAUCUCUCUCUCUCUCCAAUAUGGCCAAACCCUAGAUCUGUCCCCCCAGAGCUUUCCGUCUUGAUAGUACUUAAGUGCCCAUUUCGAGAUUCUUGGUUUUGAGAUUUUUGAAAUUUUAAGUAGGGGUGAAAUGAGUGGCAGUUUAGUAUCAGUUGCGGUGGCCGGAGAUGGAAUCCGGUCACCUUUCACGGCAGUGCAAUGGCAGGAGCUGGAGCAACAAGCACUGGUGUAUAAGUAUUUGAUGGCAGGGUUGCCCGUGCCACCGGAACUUGUUGUUACUAUUCAGAGGAGCUUGGAGGCUUUGUCUGCUCGGUUUUUUCAGCACUCCCCCUUGGGCUAUUGCUCUUAUUAUGGGAAAAAAUUUGACCCUGAGCCGGGUAGGUGCCGCAGGACUGAUGGAAAAAAGUGGCGAUGCUCCAAAGAUGCUUAUCCGGACUCCAAAUACUGCGAGCGACACAUGCACCGUGGCCGCAACCGUUCAAGAAAGCCUGUGGAAUCUCAAUCUACUUCACAUUCAAUGCCGAUUGCGAUGCAGCACAUAACUACUGGCUGCAGCGGUAGUGGUGGAAUCUUUCAAAGUAGUAAGAGUGGAAUUUUACAAAACUUGCCACCCUAUCCAACCGUUAAAUCAGAGACUUUAUGUUACGGAAGCAAUCUAUCCAAGUUGCAGAUGGAACAACCACCUCCUUGUGGUAUAGCAGACAAAGAGUACAGGUAUCCCCAGGGACCAACUACUGGUGCAGAUGAGCAUAAUUCACCUGUAGUUGCGGGCACUGUCAGGGGUCUUGGGAUGGACACUAAUAUGAACACUGCAUGGCAUCUGAUGCCAUCCCAAGUUGAAUCAAGCUCCUUGCUGAAACCAAGAAACGAUUCUAAUCUGCAAGGGAACUCUAAUAUGCAUGUGCCUCAAGCUUUUGAACAUGAUGAUGCUACAAUGACAAAUCAGCGACAACAGCAUUGCUUCUUUGGCAAUGAUAGUAGUUCACUAGACCCUGGGAAACAAGAGCAUCCUUCCACACUUCCUUUUUUAGAUGAGUGUCAAAAAUCCAGAGAAUUGUGGCCUCAAACCGAUGACAGAUGUAAUAAAAGUGCAUGCUCCACCACUCAGCUAUCAAUCUCCAUUCCAGUGGCUCCCUCAACAUAUUCUACAAGGAUUGGUUGCUCCCCAGAUGAUAUUCGGACAGGCUGAUGAUCAUCAAGACCCCAAGCUGAGGGCAAGACACUCUACUUCUUCACUGGUUUAAUCCUUAGAUAAUGUGUGCAUUUACUUUCAGAGGGGUUGUGUCCUCUGCAGCUAAACGUUUUCGUUGCUGUUGGUUUGUAAACAUUGCUUGAUCUUAAGAAGCUGCCUUGACACAAAAACUGUUUUUACAUUUAUUCCACAAUAAAUGUUUGUACCAGAAAAUUUAGUGAUUGUAGGACUGUUUCCUUAUCAUGUCUGUUGUUCUGGCAAAUCAUUUUGACAGAGAGUGUGAAAAUGUACUCUCUCUUUUCUUUUC
Messenger RNA from Daucus carota subsp. sativus, 1675 nucleotides. Its product is annotated as growth-regulating factor 3. The record is from RefSeq and is a predicted model, not a curated record. Gene Ontology annotation, biological process: DNA-templated transcription; regulation of DNA-templated transcription; developmental process. Bases 307 to 1365 code for a protein of 352 amino acids. The transcript is spliced from 5 exons. Gene Ontology annotation, cellular component: nucleus. NCBI's taxonomy places the organism in Eukaryota, Viridiplantae, Streptophyta, Magnoliopsida, Apiales, Apiaceae. Gene Ontology annotation, molecular function: ATP binding.